CGGAUGUGAUAGGCCAUGUGCAGGAGCUCUCCACACGGCUCGUCCUUUUAGCUCCAGGAUCACUCCGUCUCGCGGACCUGCACCCAGUCGCAGCUACACGCCUCUUACCUUACCCCCCAGAGAUGUUUCGUCUACCCACCAUCAUGAAGCAGGUGAGGCCCGUGUGCAGGGCGCUGGCGCCUCACCUCACACGAGCCUACGCCAAGGAUGUGAAGUUUGGAGCGGACGCUCGCGCCCUGAUGCUGCAGGGGGUGGACCUCCUGGCUGACGCCGUGGCGGUCACCAUGGGCCCAAAGGGUCGCAACGUCAUCAUCGAGCAGAGCUGGGGCAGCCCCAAGGUCACCAAGGACGGCGUGACGGUGGCCAAGAGCAUCGACCUGAAGGACAAGUACAAGAACAUCGGCGCCAAGCUGGUGCAGGACGUGGCCAACAACACCAACGAGGAGGCCGGCGACGGCACCACCACCGCCACGGUGCUGGCCCGCGCCAUCGCCAAGGAGGGCUUCGACACCAUCAGCAAGGGCGCCAACCCCGUGGAGAUCCGCCGGGGGGUCAUGAUGGCCGUGGAAACCGUCAUCAGGGAGCUGAAGAACCUCUCCAAGCCCGUCACGACCCCCGAGGAGAUCGCACAGGUCGCUACCAUCUCAGCCAACGGAGACGUGGAGAUUGGGACGCUAAUAUCCAACGCCAUGAAGAAAGUCGGCCGCAAGGGAGUCAUCACUGUCAAGGAUGGGAAGACCCUGCACGAUGAGCUGGAGAUCAUCGAGGGGAUGAAGUUCGACCGCGGUUACAUCUCCCCUUACUUCAUCAACACUGCCAAAGGUCAGAAGGUGGAGUUCCAGGACGCCUACCUGCUGCUGAGCGAGAAGAAGAUCUCCAGCGUGCAGAGCAUCGUGCCGGCCCUGGAGCUCGCCAACCAGCACCGCAAACCGCUGGUCAUCGUGGCCGAGGACGUGGACGGGGAGGCCCUCAGCACCCUGGUCCUCAACAGGCUCAAGGUGGGGCUCCAGGUGGUGGCUGUUAAAGCUCCGGGGUUCGGAGACAACAGGAAGAAUCAGCUGAGAGACAUGGCCAUCGCCACCGGGGGCACCGUGUUCGGGGACGACGCCGUAGGUCUGGCUCUGGAAGACAUCCAGGCUCACGACUUCGGUAAGAUCGGCGAGGUGCAGAUCACCAAAGACGACACCCUGCUGCUGAGGGGGGGCGGCAGCCCCGCCGAGGUCGACAAGCGCGCGGCGGAGAUCGCCGAGCUGCUGGAGAGCUCCACCAGCGACUACGAGAAGGAGAAACUCAACGAGAGGCUGGCCAAGCUGUCGGAUGGAGUGGCCGUCCUCAAGAUCGGAGGUACCAGCGACGUGGAGGUGAACGAGAAGAAGGACCGCGUGACGGACGCUCUGAACGCCACGCGGGCCGCGGUGGAGGAGGGCAUCGUGCCGGGUGGAGGCUGCGCCCUGCUGCGCUGCAUCCCGAGCCUCGACUCCGUCAAAACGGUCAAUGCCGACCAGAAGAUCGGCGUGGAGAUCAUCAGACGAGCGCUCCGUAUCCCCGCCAUGACCAUCGCUAAAAAUGCGGGCGUGGAGGGUUCGCUGGUGGUGGAGACGAUCCUGCGGGGGUCGGCCGAGCUGGGCUACGACGCCAUGCUGGGGGAGUACGUCAACAUGGUGGAGAAGGGCAUCAUCGACCCCACCAAGGUGGUGAGGACGGCGCUGAUGGACGCUGCAGGAGUCGCCUCCCUGCUCUCCACGGCCGAGUGCGUCGUCACGGAGAUACCCAAGGAGGAGAAGGAGAUGCCGGCGGGAGGCAUGGGGGGGAUGGGCGGGAUUGGCGGGAUGGGAGGCAUGGGUUUCUAAGCCAGUCCCCCCCCCCUGACUUCCUGUACAGACUUCUACAGGCAGAGCGGUGCGGGGGUGGGUCUGAGGAGAAACCCCAACAAGAAAACUGCACCCACUCCCACCGAGCUUUGCCCAAACUGACUGGCCAUGAUGAGUGUGUUGGAGCUGCAAAUGCUGCGUGCACCCCCCCCCCCCGUCAAGAAAGAUGCUAAUCCAGAUUUACUAAAACAGUUAUGAUCUCUGUAAAGUGAUUAAAGUGAUCUAAGAACAUAGUAAACAUGUUGUUGAUGCUCGCAAAAAGAUGCCUGGCCAGGUUUUGUCAGAGUCCUUUCUCUUUUGUUGUAGUAUUACGUUAAAUCUUGUUUUUUUUACAUUAUAUAUAUAUAUAUAUAUAUAUAUAUAAAUCUGUUUUGUGUCGCCCACCCCCACCUCCCAGCUAACAUUAUGAGGUUAAAGCUGUUAUUUUUAUUUAAUUAAACAACUUUUCUUGCAGAGCUUGUUGAUAAUUGUCUGUCUCUGAGGUGUUACGUUGCGUGUCCUAGUACGCGACCACACUCGGGUGAAGAGUGCCUAAACGACCAGAGUCCGAGCAUCACCAGGGGCCUGUUUAACGUUUGUUUUUUUAAUGUGUACGGAGAUGUCUGUGGUUGUCGUUGUUUUCAUGCAUGCAGCUUUGUGAGUUUUUCCCUGAUCCUCAGGCUUUACAGCGUCUGGUCUUCGUGGGGUCGGUUGAUUUCCUAACACACGGCUGAUUGAAUGUGACAGGCUCAGUUUACAAAGUCUAAAUGUGAAAACGUGUGCUGUUAAACAUUGGCAAAUCAUUUUUCCCCCUCAUACGCUCUGCUUUAACUACGAAGCCAGAAAACUACAGCACCUAGAGAGGACCCGGGAUGUUAGCAGUGAUCAUUCGACUUCUGUUUUGUACCAUGUAGACAAUGAUUAAUGGUGAUUUUUCUUUUUUUAUUUAAUAAAAUCAAUUGUUCAGA
Messenger RNA from Etheostoma spectabile (orangethroat darter), 2818 nucleotides. RefSeq names its product 60 kDa heat shock protein, mitochondrial. The record is from RefSeq and is a predicted model, not a curated record. The transcript has 11 exons. Gene Ontology annotation, biological process: protein refolding. NCBI's taxonomy places the organism in Eukaryota, Metazoa, Chordata, Actinopteri, Perciformes, Percidae. Bases 123 to 1850 code for a protein of 575 amino acids. Gene Ontology annotation, molecular function: ATP-dependent protein folding chaperone; ATP binding.